Arabidopsis lyrata subsp. lyrata is the source of this 296-nucleotide messenger RNA. RefSeq lists its product as uncharacterized. The record is from RefSeq and is a predicted model, not a curated record. The coding region runs from base 1 to 282 and encodes 93 amino acids. The transcript has 2 exons. NCBI's taxonomy places the organism in Eukaryota, Viridiplantae, Streptophyta, Magnoliopsida, Brassicales, Brassicaceae.
AUGUAUGCAUGUAUGAAUGGAGGGAGAUUCAAGAUACCAACUCAUAUCAUAAUUUCGAAGCGGUCGGUUUUGGGAUGCAGUAGUCCUCUAAUUGAUCUCACUAGCUCAAAUGGUCCUCAAGUUUCUGGAAUCUCACGGUUGGCUAGUGUCUCUCAGGUUUAUCCUAAUGGAAGUUGGAUAUUGCUGCUAAGAAGAAGUCCACUAGUCAUUUUGUUGUUCCGAGCCUGCUUACCUAUUCAACCGUCAGACACCGAUUCUUCCCAAUCUGAUCAGUGUCUUUGAUACUCCGCUAGGUU